This is a messenger RNA of Thalassophryne amazonica, 1891 nucleotides long. RefSeq names its product StAR-related lipid transfer (START) domain containing 7 (gene stard7). The record is from RefSeq and is a predicted model, not a curated record. The transcript has 8 exons. Bases 329 to 1534 code for a protein of 401 amino acids. NCBI's taxonomy places the organism in Eukaryota, Metazoa, Chordata, Actinopteri, Batrachoidiformes, Batrachoididae. Gene Ontology annotation, molecular function: lipid binding.
GGGUAACAAAGCAUAUCCGGAGUUUUACGGUACGAAGGGGUCAAACAGUUUCGGAAGCGUGUAUUUGAGUUAAGUCCGACGCACAGUUUAGGAGUGAAUAUUCGCUUUGUUGUUCACAAAUAAACGGGGGUUUAACCUGUAUCCGUCGCGUUUGUACUUAACAGGUUAGCUAGUACGCAGAAUGCACUCGACGCUUGCUAGCUAAAGUUGGUGCUGUUGUGUGUUUCUGAGCUAAUGCAUGAAGUUUUGUGCAGCUCUGCAGAGCAUUAUCUACCAAGUUAGCUGCUAAGUCGUUUCUUCGGUGUGUGUUUUUGGGAACGGGUGCGCCAUGCUUCAGUGCGUGUGCCGCCGUCCAGCCCCUGUUGUGGCUGGAAAUACAGGGGGGUCCCUGAGCAGGAGGUCCUUCAGUGCAAAUACCGAAAGGUUACCACUGUGGCUGAACAGGACUAAAGGCCUGCUGUUGUCUUGGCUGCAAAGGGCAAAUGCUGGUCCCAGCCCAGCGCGAGCUGGUCAAACCAGGAACGGAUUACUAUCUUUAUUUGCUGAUCACUGCAGCUUCUUGACUGGCCAAAGGAUCCGGCGUGCUUUCCAGAUCGGCGAGUAUUACUCCAACCUGUACUCUGAACGGACCAAGGCGACCCUGGUUGGGAGCAUAUGGCGCAGGUUUCAGAACAGGCACGCCCCCCGGUGGAAAGCCAUGGCUGCCCUGGCUGGUGUCUUCAUGUGGGAGAAAGAGAAGAUUCAAGAUGAGGAUAUUCGCAGGUGUGGAGAGGAGCUACAGGAACUGGAGACUGUAAAACGUGUCCACCAGUCCUCAGGGACUGUAGCUGGACCCUUAGAACCUGACUGGGAGGUUGUGACAGAGAGAAAGGAUUUAACAGUGUGGAAGCGGCCUCUACCCGACAGUUCAAUGCAUGAAUACAAAGUGUUGGGAACAUAUGACGACAUUACACCAAGGCAGUUCUUCAAUGUUCAGUUGGACACGGAGUACAGGAAGAAGUGGGAUUCUCUGGUUAUCAAACUGGACGUGGUGGACAGAGAUGCCAAUACAGGAUCUGAGGUUGUACACUGGGCAACACACUUCCCGUAUCCCAUGUGUUCGAGGGAUUAUGUGUAUGUGCGGCGCUACAGUGUGGAUGUUGAAAACAACCUCAUGGUCCUGGUGUCCAGAGCUGUGCAGCAUCCUCGAGUCCCAGAGACUAAGGAAUAUGUGCGAGUUCACACCUACCAGUCAAAAAUGGUCAUUCGACCUCACAAGUCCUUUGAUGAGAAUGGAUUUGAUUACCUGCUUACUUACAGUGACGACCCUCAGACUGUUUUCCCGCGUUACUGUGUGAACUGGAUGGUGUCAAGCGGCAUGCCCGAGUUUCUGGGGAAGCUGCAUGCUGCUGCAUUAAGGGCCAAGAACCUGGAAGUUGGGAUCUAUGACUAUGCAGGUGUCAUUCGAGCCAGUGACACCAACAGCCAGCCAAGCAAGGAAAGGCUCACUAAGGAAAACGUGCCCACAGGCAGUCCUGGGCCACUGUACGCUUGAGAUGGAUAUCAUACAUACAAGAAGUUACAUGGAUGUUUUCACUUACACUGGAUUCCUGACUCGAACUCUCCAGCUUCAUUUUUCAUGGACACAUUGCAGCAAACUGCAAAUGGACAUUUGCAUAGAUGGCUGUAUUCUCAUCCACAGACAUGGAUUGUAGCUGAGAUAUACGACUAAUGAACAGAAGUGUUGCCAGGGACGCAGCUCAUCCUGAAUGACUGUUGUGGCAUGGUUUUGUUUAGUUAAGCCAGUGCCACAUGAGUUAAACUGUGUAUAUAUUUAUUUUUUUGUCCUUUUUGUUAUGCACUUGCUUACUAACUGUACAUCAGUAAGACUCAAUUAAAAGCCUUUUAUUAU